AUGGCUCCCGAAGCACCGAGCAACAUCCGCGUCUUCAUACGCUGGCAUGAUCAGACUGUCUUCGCCGGCGAGGAAGUCAAAUGUACGAUUACUUUUAAGAACGUAGCGCCUACACCAGGCCAGGCGAAACCACCACCGCAACAAUCGGAACGAAGUCGACUGGCCUCACCCUUGCAUACCCGUCCCAGGUCAAACCAAGGCUUGACCCCUCCGCCGUCAGCAUCGUCAGGCAGAGGACACCGUCGCUCUGCUCUUUCAUUGAGCGUUCCUGCAUCUCAAUCGCAUAGCCGAACAGGCUCAGUCCAAUGGCCCUCAUCACCAAUUACAGGCGAUCGCCGUUUAAGCCACUCUCACAAACGUUCCGUUUCCAUUGUCUCGAUCGGAUCAAAUAAUACUGUAGAGGACCACACACAGCGCAAUGAUCUUCCAACAAGACCUCAAAGACCGCAUCGCGGUCACGGGCGCGCUUCAAGUUUACAGAUCCUUCCUCGAUCACAGGGCCAACUUCCGACUGGGCCUCAUUCCGCCUCUUUCUCCCCACACCGUCUUUCGAGUUCCCCAUUAUUUCACGCUUCAUAUCCUCCACCUGACCGAUUCGGACGAAUAUCUCGUUCGCCGACAAACUCUCAGACACCCAUUCGACGAGCAUCCCCGCUGGGAUCGCCCUCAGAAAACCCAAUGCCGGAAUUCCGCUUUCCUGCCGCGCCUUCGCCUACUCGAGAGCCACGCCCAACGUUAUCUAGAAGAUCAACGAACGAAAACAUGCUCAGCCCUAGGAAUGCUGCAGUUGAUUCGAGCGGAUUGGCAGUUCGUCUGAAGGAUGGCGUUCCUACUAUCAACGAACAAGCUGCCCCUGCCCCUGCAGCCCGGAUUUUGGCAAGUAGCGGAAUCCUAGGAGGAACGCCGAGGAGUAGCGGAGAAUUUUAUUCAGUCAGCAACAAUUCGUCAGAAACGCUGGUUUCGGAGUACGUGACACAACCGCCUAAUCGUGGGCAUGCACGACCACUCCGGCGAAGCCUUGGUAUGCCUGCGCCGCAAAUGAGAGCACCAGAAUCUCUCAUGAUGGGUUAUGCUCAGUUACAUGGCUCUUUCUCGCUGGACGGCUCAUUAGUCAGUCUUGGACAAUUCGAUCAAGUUAAAAAGAAGGGCAUUGUCGGACAGGGAGGCGGUGUUGUUGGACUUGAGUCCAAACGCGAUAGUAGUCUACUGGGAGGAUUCGGGUGGGGUCGCCUCAGCAGUUCACUCGGCGACUUUCUGGGUGGAGGGGAGCUCAGUACGAUCAAGGAGAUGCGUGGCGUUGCGAACUCCAAAUCUGUGCCUCUCUUGACGACACCACAGUCUAUUCUAUUCGUCGAUCUGCAACUGGCCCCUGGAGAGUGUCGCGUAUUCGAGUACUCAUUUCGACUACCAAAGGGUCUUCCUCCUUCCCACCGUGGAAAAGCUGUCAAAAUUUCCUAUAGCCUCGUCAUCGGCACUCAAAGGGCCGGCGGCACCAAGGAGCAACAAGUCAAAUCCGUCGAGGUACCUUUCCGAGUUCUGGGAAGUGUUAACAGUCACGGUGAGAUUUUGGGGCAUGAUCUGAUGAACCCUUACAUCCUACUACAGGAUCUCGCGCAAGUCAACAGUCCGCCAAGCAGUGAUAAGGUCAGUGAUAAGGCACUAAAGACCAAUGGUGACGGGACGAAAGGACAGCAAUCAGCGUUGAAUGACUUUUUGCUUUAUGUGGAUGACCUGGCUCAUCGACCAAGAGAUGAAAGUGGUAGUAUCUUGCUUUCUCCAGGUGCCGGUAACUCUAGGAGACCAUCAACAUACGAGGAAGCCAGUACUGCGCACGAAGCCAUCCAUAUGGCAAUUAUGCGAAGCAAUAUGACUUCUGGUGGGCAACAGAGCCCAAACCGUUUCGAAAUUGCCCGCAAUGGGCAGAGAGUUGGCGUGGUAAUGCUUACGAGGCCUGCCUACCGACUGGGCGAAGUGGUGACAAUGGCGAUUGAUUUUACAGAUGCGGAUAUCCCAUGUUACGCAGUGCAUACUACGCUGGAAACAUCAGAGAAGGUAGACCCGUCUCUCGCGAUAAGGUCCGAGUCGAGCAUCCAUCGAGUAACGCGAAAGGUUCACUCAUCAUCUUCUGAGGCAACAAUGUACUCACGGCGGGUCACAUUUAAGCCAACAAUUCCAAUCACAGCAACCCCAGAGUUCGUAACUAGUGGCGUUAGCUUAGAGUGGAAGAUCCGUAUCGAGUUUGUGGUGCCUUCUACAGGAAGCGAUUCUCCAGACGAGAACGAGAGACGCGCACCUCAUCCACUUCUUGAGCAGAUCUCACAAGAUGAAAAGGGAGGAACAGUGCUUGUGGCCGUUGAAAAUCUGAUAUGCGAGAGCUUUGAGAUUGCAGUACCCCUGCGAGUUUACGGAGCCGUUGGAACAGGACUUGAGCGUCUUGAACGAGAUGAAGCGUCCGAGGAAGGCCUUGUAGUAUAA
Messenger RNA from Fusarium pseudograminearum CS3096, 2475 nucleotides. RefSeq lists its product as uncharacterized. The coding region runs from base 1 to 2475 and encodes 824 amino acids. The transcript is spliced from 2 exons. NCBI's taxonomy places the organism in Eukaryota, Fungi, Ascomycota, Sordariomycetes, Hypocreales, Nectriaceae. Gene Ontology annotation, cellular component: Golgi membrane; Ric1-Rgp1 guanyl-nucleotide exchange factor complex. The record is from RefSeq and is a predicted model, not a curated record. Gene Ontology annotation, biological process: retrograde transport, endosome to Golgi.